This is a messenger RNA of Lotus japonicus, 739 nucleotides long. RefSeq names its product dihydroneopterin aldolase 1-like. Gene Ontology annotation, cellular component: cytoplasm. The record is from RefSeq and is a predicted model, not a curated record. The transcript is spliced from 3 exons. Gene Ontology annotation, molecular function: dihydroneopterin aldolase activity. Gene Ontology annotation, biological process: folic acid-containing compound metabolic process. NCBI's taxonomy places the organism in Eukaryota, Viridiplantae, Streptophyta, Magnoliopsida, Fabales, Fabaceae. Bases 9 to 542 code for a protein of 177 amino acids.
CUAUUUCUAUGUUGGGCCGCCGCCACAAAGCCCAAAAGCCACGCACGCUACAAAAAGAAAAAAGACAUUCUCCAACAGCAUAUUCGACAGUGGUGUGUGGCGACUGGCGACGCUGCAUCAAUCCUCGUAUCGCCGUGGAAAUGGAGUCUGAUAGUGCACUGAUUUUUGGAGACAAACUCAUUCUGAGGGGAUUGACGUUUCAUGGUUUUCAUGGAGUGAAGCCUGAAGAAAGAACGCUGGGCCAGAAGUUUCUGGUUGAUAUUGAUGCUUGGAUGGAUCUCAAGGCUGCUUGCAACUCUGAUCACUUGUCUGAUACUCUUAGUUAUACUGAAAUCUAUGAUGUAGCUAAGGAAGUUCUUGAAGGGCCUCCUCAGAACCUUCUGGAGUCUGUGGCCCAAAAAAUUGCAAUAACUACUCUGACAAAUCAUUACCAGAUAUCUGCUGUUCGUGUGAAGCUUGGAAAGCCUCAUAUUUCAGUUCGGGGUCCAGUUGAUUACAUAGGCGUAGAGAUUCUUAGGCGCAGAAGUGAUUUGCCAGAGUAGAACUUUCAUAUUUACUACUGCUGGCUACUGCAGGUUUUUAUAUCUUCAGUUCUAUUUGAUACAAAUGUAACAACAUUAUUCUCUCUCACUACACUACCGGUCUAUUCUCUCUCUUAUCUUGCUUAUAAAAUUAAAAGAUGAAAGUUAGGCAUGCCAUAUAUAAACUUCACAACUAAUUUGCACUUUCCAAAACAAAA